Messenger RNA from Fonsecaea pedrosoi CBS 271.37, 1260 nucleotides. RefSeq lists its product as uncharacterized. Gene Ontology annotation, cellular component: chromosome. The record is from RefSeq and is a predicted model, not a curated record. Gene Ontology annotation, molecular function: chromatin insulator sequence binding. The transcript has a single exon. Bases 1 to 1260 code for a protein of 419 amino acids. Lineage: Eukaryota; Fungi; Ascomycota; Eurotiomycetes; Chaetothyriales; Herpotrichiellaceae. Gene Ontology annotation, biological process: regulation of transcription by RNA polymerase II.
AUGGCAUCCAGUUCUGGUCCCAGUUCUGGUCCCAUUCCUGGACGUGACUCACUCACCAGCAAGAGCGGCAAGCGCAGGAUUGUAAUUGCAGUGCCUGAUUCUCCAUCGAUACUGUCUAGAUCCAUUAAACGGUCUCGAUCUCCUAUCCCAAUACCCAGUGACGACGAGGAGGAACCGCUUCCCAGGCGCCAGAAGAGACCAGCGCACCAGAUGUACCCCUUCGCCUGUCCAUUUUACAGGCAAAACAAGGACCUGUACUCAGCAUGUCUUGAGGACGAGGAGAAUCAGGUCGGCGACAUCGACAACAUCUAUCGACAUGUUACAAGAAAACAUCGUGCACCAGAUCAUUAUUGCCCUUGUUGUGGCGUCCCCUUUGACAAUAGAGCCAGCUGUGACGAGCAUAUCCGGGGCAGGACGUGUGAAGCGAUAUAUCCUGCCCCAAGUUUUCAAGGCCUGACGAGCCAGAUGCGGGUGCAAUUAGACCAGGAAUUCAACAAGCCCACAACAGGGAAGGAUGACGACGAGAAAUGGUUUCGAGUGUUCAAUUUCCUAUUUCCGACAGAGCGCAGUCAGGGAAUAUCUCCAUAUCUCGACGCCGACGAGGUCCGCACCAAGACGUUGCUCUCUCUCAAGGUCUAUAUUAGCGAGCGCGGGGGUCACGACACGAGGAACGCAAUGACCACGAUGAUUGACGAAUUCUCAGAGCAAACCCUGUUACACUCGGCGUCCCUUGGGGGCGUGAUAACAAUUGCUGACAGGAAUGUUGGCGCAUCAUCGGCUGCGAGGCCUGGACAACAUGUGGACGAAGACGCAAGAGCCAACGCAGCUACCACAACAGCUAUACGGGCCAUUUCCACUACUUUUAGACCGCCAAUAAGCGAGUCUCCUUGGGCCUCAAGCCUACCCACCGGAGGGUACAUGGCGGGUGGGACAGACUGCAACCGCCGGCAGCUUCGGCAGCUUCGCCCAGUAGCAGCACGCAGGCGCGUGUUGACUAAGCCUACAUGUGACGCUUGUGCCAAGAGCUUCAACCACGAGAAAUCCCUGGCACGUCAUAUCAGGUUGGUGCAUCGCGACACUGAAUACAAGUGUCCCGACUGUGACCGUAUAUUCAACCAAUGGGGCCUUCUCCAGAGUCAUAUCAGGUCGGAGCAUCCCGACACUGUAUACAAGUGUCCCGACUGUGGCCGUACAUACACUCAGCGGAGCAGUCUCAAGCGGCAUAUCAAAAAUACAUGUGAGGGUGCCACAGACAGCUAG